UCUGUCUCUCGCCGUCCCUCCCUCCUGCACGCCCGCGCUCCGAGGCAGAGCUUCCUGCGUCCCCAUCCUGGUCCCGGAGCGGGCGCUGCGCCCUCUCCGCCACCGCCUCCCUCGACCGAGACCCACCCCCCACACCCCGAGCCUCCGGCCCCGGGAUCAUAGCGCCCCGAAGGAGGCAGCCCGGGGGGACGGGGUCGUGGAGCCCCCGGUCCCCGGCCGCCCGACCGUGACCGAGCUGAACCCGCAGCCGCCCGGGUGGGUCCUUAACUCAAGAGUUUAGCAUGGAGAGUUGUUUCCAGGAUUGCCCUGAACACCCCCAUGUAACAACAGACCCCUCGGCCACAGCUGUCCACACAGGAUGCCUUGAAUCUGCUUGAAGCCGUCCCUCGGGAGCCCAGCCGCUGUUUCUUUAGGGCCCCACUAGGGGCUUCGUUCCGAGCGUUGAAGGGGCCUCUCUUGUUCUUGCUGCUGCUGCUGCUGCUGCUGCUCUCAUUUAUUUCUUUUCUUUCUUUGCACCGGCCUCGCCCCGCUCCCACUGGCAUGAUGGCCCAGUCGAAGGCCAACGGCUCCCACUAUGCGCUGACCGCCAUCGGCCUGGGGAUGUUGGUUCUUGGGGUCAUCAUGGCCAUGUGGAACCUGGUGCCCGGGUUCAGCGCCCACGAGAAGCCGACAGCUCAGGGGAACAACAAGACAGAGAUAGGCAGCGGCAUUCUCAAGAGCAAGACCUUCUCCGUGGCCUACGUGCUGGUCGGGGCUGGGGUGAUGCUGCUGCUGCUGUCCAUCUGUCUGAGCAUCCGGGACAAGAGGAAGCAGCGGCAGGGCGAGGAGAUGGCCCACAUCCAGCACCAGCCGGGGGUCGAGCCUCAUGCCCCCGAGGAAGACAGCCAGGAGGACGAGGAGGAGGAGGCCGCCUCCAGGUACUAUGUCCCCAGUUACGAGGAAGUGAUGAACACAAACUCCUCGGAAGCCAGGGAACUGGACCAGAACCCGAGGAUGAGCAUCUCUCUCCCCUCCUAUGAGUCCUUGGCGGGGCUUGACGAGACCAGCCGCACAGCCGCCAGGGCCAGCGUGGAGCCCAGCCCGGGGAAUCCACCCGACAGGCAGAACUCCAAGCUGGCCAAACGCCUGAAGCCGCUGAAAAUUCGAAGGAUUAAAUCCGAGAAGCUUCACCUCAAAGACUUCAGGAUCAACCUCCCAGACAAAAACGUCCCUCCUCCCUCCAUCGAGCUCGGAUCGCGGGACGUGGACCCCGUCGGGGGCGCGGGAACCGAGCGGCUCAUCCUAAGAAAGUGA
This is a messenger RNA of Ailuropoda melanoleuca (giant panda), 1293 nucleotides long. It is a transcript of the gene TMEM51, whose product is annotated as transmembrane protein 51. Bases 541 to 1293 code for a protein of 250 amino acids. Lineage: Eukaryota; Metazoa; Chordata; Mammalia; Carnivora; Ursidae. The record is from RefSeq and is a predicted model, not a curated record. The transcript has 5 exons.